Molecule: messenger RNA, 1478 nt
Organism: Chrysochloris asiatica (Cape golden mole)
Lineage: Eukaryota; Metazoa; Chordata; Mammalia; Afrosoricida; Chrysochloridae
Gene: TEAD2
Product: TEA domain family member 2
Exons: 13
Coding region: 126-1478 (450 amino acids)
Biological process (GO): hippo signaling; regulation of transcription by RNA polymerase II; embryonic organ development
Cellular component (GO): transcription regulator complex
Molecular function (GO): DNA-binding transcription factor activity, RNA polymerase II-specific; RNA polymerase II cis-regulatory region sequence-specific DNA binding
Source: RefSeq, a predicted model, not a curated record
CCCCCUUUUCCCAAACAAAGCUCCGGGCAACUUUCUCCCCGGUAGCGCCCCGCCCGCGGCUCCCAGGCUAGGCCAGGAGGUAGGAAGGCGCCGGCGGGAGCCGGGAAUCCUGCUUUGGGGCCCAGAUGGGAGAACCCCGGGCCGGGCCCCCCGUGGAGGAUGGAAGCGGCUGGACGGGCAGCGAGGCGGGCAGUGAGGAAGGCACUGGUGGCAGUGAGGGGGCUGGAGGAGAUGGGGGUCCGGAUGCAGAGGGUGUCUGGAGCCCAGACAUUGAACAGACCUUCCAGGAGGCCCAUGCCAUCUACCCACCCUGUGGCCGGCGGAAGAUCAUCCUCUCCGAUGAAGGAAAGAUGUAUGGUCGGAAUGAACUGAUUGCCCGCUAUAUGAAGCUAAGAACAGGAAAGACCCGAACUCGCAAACAGGUCUCUAGUCACAUCCAGGUUUUGGCCCGAAGGAAAUCGAGGGAAAUCCAGUCCAAACUGAAGGCCCUAAAUGUGGAUCAGGUUUCCAAGGACAAAGCUUUCCAAACAAUGGUCACCAUGUCCUCAGCCCAGCUCAUCUCAGCAUCUUCCCUGCAAGCCAAACUGGGUCCUACCAGCCCUCAGGCCACUGAGAUUUUCCAGUUUUGGUCAGGGGCCUCUGGGACCCCCUGGAAUGUUCCAGAUGUGAAGCCAUUCUCACAGACUCCGUUCUCCUUGUCGCUGACUCCUCCAUCCACUGAGCUCCCAGGGUAUGAGCCCCCACAAGCCCUCUCACCCCCGACCCUGCCCCCACCUGCCCCAUCACCCCCAGCUUGGCAGACUCGGGCCCUGGGGACCGCCCGAUUGCAGCUGGUGGAGUUCUCGGCCUUUGUAGAACCACCGGAUGCUGUUGACUCUUACCAGAGGCACCUAUUUGUGCACAUCAGCCAGCAUUGCCCCAGUCCUGGAGCUCCUCCACUUGAGAGCGUGGAUGUCCGGCAGAUCUACGACAAAUUCCCAGAGAAAAAGGGCGGUCUGCGGGAACUGUAUGAUCGUGGGCCCCCCCAUGCCUUUUUCCUGGUCAAGUUCUGGGCGGACCUGAACUGGGGUCCAAGUGGCGAGGAGGCAGGGGCUGGUGGCAGCGGCAGCUUCUACGGAGUAAGCAGCCAAUAUGAGAGCCUGGAACACAUGACUCUGACCUGUUCUUCUAAGGUCUGCUCCUUUGGCAAGCAGGUGGUGGAGAAGGUAGAGACGGAGCGUGCGCAGCUGGAGGAUGGGCGCUUCGUGUACCGCCUGAUGCGCUCUCCCAUGUGUGAGUACUUGGUGAACUUCUUGCAUAAGCUAGGGCAACUACCUGAGUGGUACAUGAUGAACAGCGUCCUGGAGAACUUCACUAUCCUCCAGGUGGUGACAAAUAGAGACACUCAAGAUCUUCUGCUGUGCACUGCCUACGUCUUUGAGGUCUCCACGAAUGAGCGAGGGGCUCAGCACCACAUUUACCGCCUGGUCAGGGACUGA